AUGUCGAUCCAUCGUCUACCAAGCACAAAAAAAUCUCCGGAGUUAAUCGAUAAUUACUUUACCACCGGUGAACGGGUUUACAAAUUUGACAGUAUUAUAGAUCAAAUCGAGGGGCAUUUUGUGCAUUUGUCACUGAGUAACGAUGGUUUACUGUUAUUCUGGAAACAAUAUAAAGGUGAUGAAGUAAUAGCUUCGGAAUUCUACUAUACCGAUGAUAUUAUUGAUGUAUUUUCGGGUUGCUGUGCAGAAAAUUCACGACGAGAGGGAAUUCAUCAAAAACGUUGGCUUAAUGAGCUUCGUCGAUUAUCAGUGAAAGCAUUGAAGGAAUUAUCACUUCGAGGUUGCUUUUAUUAUUGGCAGCGAUUGUUCACCAAAAUCAAACAUUUCACAAAUACUGAUCAAAUUUCAGUCAAUGAUAUAUUGGAUGCUGUUCUAUUCACAAAAAAUAAGGAAGAUCGUAAAGAAAUUGAAAAAUCGUUGAAGACACUUUCCAUCUUCCAUAGUAAGGAAACGAUUUCUGUGGAUGAAAUAACAAAUGAUUUCAUUUUCUCCUGCUAUUGCUGUAUAUGUGGACGAACUGACGUGGAUUAUAUAUUCCAUAAAAAAUUUGCCGGAAAAGAGAAAGUGGAUGCGGAGCAUUUCGCAAAGUAUCUCAAGGACGAGCAUUAUGAUCCAAGGCUUAAUGAGUUGCUUUAUCCCUCUCCCACACCACAAAUUGCUCAGUAUUUAAUAGACGAAAUGAGCAGAAAUGGUACAGGAGAGCAGCUGACAAAAGAAUCAUUCCUGAGAUUUCUGUUAAGUGAGUAUAAUAUUGGAAUGCAUCGGGAUCAUCUGAUAUUAAAGGAAGAAAACAUGCACAAGCCGCUUUCGCAUUAUUUCAUCAACAGUUCGCACAAUACAUAUCUCAGAGGUUAUCAAGUGAAUUCCAAAAGUUCUGUGGAAAUGUACCGUUAUGUGUUACUGUCUGGAUGUCGUUCCAUUGAACUUGAUUGUUGGGAUGGAUCAGAUGGUGAACCAAUUAUUACUCACGGGCCUUCACAACUUACACGAGUUACUCCUGUAUUAUUUAAGGAUGUUAUUAUAGCCAUUGCGGAGACAGCUUUUGUGGUUUCUGAAUUUCCGGUAAUUCUGUCAUUGGAGAAUCAUUGCUCGGUGAAACAGCAGAGGAAAAUUGCACUGUAUUGCCGAAAAAUUUUCGGAAAUUUUUUACUCACCGAACCAUUGAGUGACUAUCCGAUUAAGCAGGGUGUGAGUUUGCCGUCACCAAAUGCGCUCAGAAAAAAAAUUUUGAUCAAAAAUAAGAAAAACGAUAAUACGGAAACAGAGGAUAUUUUUAACAAAUCAAUUUCAUCAACAUCACAAAAUGCCGCAGAAAAUGAUCUCAGUGAAAGUGAAAGUAGUGAGAAAGACGAUGUCGUCAAUCAAAAUGGAGUCAAUAUGCAGACGCAGUCACAAAAUUCAGUUGUUGCUCAUGAACUGUCGGACCUCGUAAAUUACAUGCGUGCAUUGGGAAAGUUCACGUCAUUUACUGAUUGUGAAAGUAAACAAAUGUGUUAUGGAAUCUUUUCGAUGAAUGAAUCCCGUGCUUAUGAAUUGGUAAAAGAGGAUCCAAUUGAGUUCGUUAAUCACAAUAAAAGACAAAUUACACGUGUUUAUCCAAAAGGCAAACGUGUUGAUUCCAGCAAUUUUUGGCCUAUUAAAUUUUGGAAUUGUGGCUGUCAAAUGACAGCUAUAAAUAUGCAAACACCUGACAUACCAUUUCAAAUGAAUGUAGCAUUUUUCGAACAGAAUGGCCGUUCUGGAUAUGUUCCCAAGCCAAGUUUAAUGCGUAAAGCUGAUGCAAAAUUUAAUCCGUUUGAAAUGCAUACCAUGGAUCUUGUUGUACCUGCCUAUCUUUCUGUUACCAUAAUUUCUGCUCAAAUGCUAUCAUUUGCAUGCGAGAAGCGUCCCUCAACGUAUGCAGAAGUGAAUUUUUAUGGACAUUUCAAUGAUUUGUCACGAUUUUCGAAACGAAAAUAUCGUACAAGAAUUGUCAUGGAUAAUGGAAUUAAUCCAAAUUAUAUGGAUUUUUGCAAAGAAGGCUUCAAAUUUGAAAAGAUAAUAUUUCCGGAGAUGGCCUCAAUUCGUUUGGCUGUAUACGAGGAGAAUGGUCGUCUUAUUGGACAUUGUUUCUUGCAUGCAAGUCCGUUCAAUUCAGCCGGGGUUCCGGCAUGUGCCACUUCGAAAUGCUCACAGCCAUCCAUUGGGUCCCGUAUCGCUUUUUGUUUUAUUCCUCAUUUAGUAAACGCACUGCAAAAUCCAAUUGAAGCUAUGAAGAAAAUAGCGGAAAGUGAAGAAGCUUCUGCAGCAUUGAUAAAUCCGAUAGAUAGCAUGAAACAACGUGAGAAAAUGCUUGUGGCAUUGGAGGAAUGCGAACCAAAAUCUCUCUCCCCUGAAUUAACCUUUUGGGAUAUCGCAGAAGAGGGCAAAGAAUUCAGUGCUAUGGAUAAUGGUCAAAAUUUUGAAAAUUAUGCUAACUUAUUACUAAAGAUGAAAUCAAUAAGUGCGGAGAGUGAAUUAGCAAAGGACGCAUACAUAUGUGAGGAUGGAAUGAAGCCAUUUAAUUUUGACAAAUGGAAUAUGACAAAUGAAAAAUUGAAAGAGCGCUUCUAUUUGGAUGAUAUGGAACUGAAACUUUUAAGAGAGGAUGAAUUAGCCAACAGUCAAAAAAUUGUAAAAUUGAAAAAGAAUUUCAAGAAGAAACAUAAAGCCAUCCUUGAUCUACUUGAUGCUUCCUUCAAACAAAAGUCAGUAUGUUCCACGUUAAGAAAUGUUCAUGAGAAUGCUUUUGCUAUUUAUGCUAAAUAUGAAAAGGAGAGAACAGAACUUAUUUUAUCAUUGGCGGAACAGAACAAAAAGAAGCUUAUUAAACAACUCGAUAUAGCUUAUAAAUGUGAGUCAAAACAACUGACCAAAUUAAAUCACCAAAAGCGUUGCGCGGAGCAAUGGAAUGUGGUUCGAACGGAUGGCGCAGAAUUACGAGGAAAAUAUGUAAAACUUGGCUUAGAAGAGCAGAGGAGAUUAAAUAAAUCAAAAGAAAGACGAUCGAAAGAAAUUGAUGAUAAUUUUGAAUUACUAAAACGAGAAAUUGGAGUACGAAUGGAGCAGAGGUUGAGAAAAGCUGUCUCUAUACUUCAUGGCCUGUAA
Molecule: messenger RNA, 3186 nt
Organism: Acanthocheilonema viteae
Lineage: Eukaryota; Metazoa; Nematoda; Chromadorea; Rhabditida; Onchocercidae
Source: the annotation of a GenBank genome assembly